UAUACUGUUCGGUAUCCAGGCCUUGAUAUACGCUUCCCAGAAUUAUGACCACCCAAAUCCUAUGGUACCGAUUCACACCAGCUAUCUCCUUCAGGUGCGUUCAAAUCGACUCGAAUUAUCUUUCGUAGAUCUAGCUACUUUAGUCAUGAUGGUACUAACUCGAAUAGAUAUAUGGUGGAUUUUUUCUUAUAGUUUUUCACUUCCUGCUAUUUUGCUUGGAUUGCAUCAUUUGGACGAGAAACAAAAUCAACUAUGUUUUUAUUUUCGAAUACGAUACUAGAAAUGCGUUAGACUGGCGUCAGCUCACUGAGCUACCUUGCCUUUUCAUGUUUUUGUUGGGUGUUUUCAUGUGGCUUAACUUCUUAUCGGUUAAUGCCAUGUACAUUUACUGGCCUGUUGUACUUAUAGGGGUAACGGUGGUUACUCUCUUUCUCCCUGCGCCGGUGCUCUAUCAUCGAAGUCGCAAAUGGUGGGCAUACUCCAAUUGGCGUCUACUACUUGCGGGGUUGUACCCUGUCGAGUUCCGCGACUUCUUUCUUGGGGAUAUGUACUGCUCUCAGACGUACGCUAUGGGGAAUAUCGAGCUAUUCUUUUGUCUCUAUGCCAAGCACUGGACCGAGCACGCGCAGUGUAACUCCUCUCAUUCCAGAUUGUUGGGAUUCUUCACCUGCCUUCCCUCUAUAUGGAGAGCUCUACAAUGUUUACGUCGAUUUGCUGACACGAAAAACUUUUUCCCACACCUUAUGAAUUUCGGGAAGUAUAUUUUCGGAGUCUUGUAUUACUGCACCUUAAGUAUGUAUCGCAUCGAAAGGGUGACACGAUUCCAAGCGCCGUUUAUCACCUUUGCUUUAUUGAAUGCCGUCUAUUGUAGCGUGUGGGACCUCGCCAUGGACUGGAGCUUAGGGAAUCCGUAUGCGAAGCAUCCCCUUCUACGCGAGGUUCUAGCUUUCCGGAAGGCAUGGGUCUACUAUGUAGCCAUGGUUGCCGAUGUCAUUGUGCGAUUCAAUUGGAUAUUCUACGCUAUAUUCGCCCACGACAUUCAACACUCAGCUGUGCUCAGCUUUGUGGUCGGAUUUUCCGAGAUUUGUCGAAGGGGCAUGUGGACGAUAUUCCGAGUGGAGAACGAGCAUUGCACGAAUGUACUGCUUUUCCGGGCAUCAAGAGAUAUACCCUUGCCAUACGAAGUGUCCCACCCACGUACAGAUGCCGACCAUCCCACAGAAGAGAUGGUAGUCCAGGAACCGCAGCAACCAACGCCUCGGCCUCCUACGGCUGAUAUUGAACACGGAACCCCAUCCACGCCAGGCGCAUCCCUGCGGGCACGCGGCUUGUCCCGCGUGGGAACCAUCUUGGCCUCCGCUCACGCACAAGACUUCCAGCGCAGAAAGCGACCGGAGGACUUGGGUGACGCUACCGUAACGCCUAGAUCAGGGGACAGCCCUGAUGAUAGCACCGACGAGGAUGACGAGACAGGUGAUACAAGACCAUACCAAGAUGAUGAAUACAUUGUCGAAGACUUCUCCUAUCGAGACAACGACAGAUAUUCACACUAACCAUGGCUUCAUCUUCAUCUUUUGAUAGCAUUUUCGGGCGCAAUAUUGGAAAACGCUUUAGCUUAUUUCUCAUAUUCAUGAACAUAAUUACGAUG
Aspergillus alliaceus is the source of this 1648-nucleotide messenger RNA. Its product is annotated as EXS domain-containing protein. NCBI's taxonomy places the organism in Eukaryota, Fungi, Ascomycota, Eurotiomycetes, Eurotiales, Aspergillaceae. Gene Ontology annotation, biological process: cellular response to phosphate starvation; phosphate ion transport. Bases 327 to 1553 code for a protein of 408 amino acids. Gene Ontology annotation, cellular component: plasma membrane; cytoplasm; Golgi apparatus. Gene Ontology annotation, molecular function: inositol hexakisphosphate binding. The transcript has 4 exons. The record is from RefSeq and is a predicted model, not a curated record.